CUCGUCCCGGUGAGUCAGAGCCGGAGCUGUCUCCGCGCCCCGGGCCCCCGCCAGCGGCCUCGGGAGGGGAGCCGGUUACUUGUCCGCGCUCCGGGGGUGGGGACGCUCGGCCCCCAGCCGUCCCUCCCAGCGGCACGGAUCCCGUGCGGUCCCGCGUGGACGCGGCGGCCGAGCGGCGUUGCGGGCUUUGUUCGGCUUUGUCUGAGCCGCACCUGAACUCGGCCGCGAGGCCCGCGCGCUUCUCGGGGAAGCCGGAGUCACCUGGCGCACCUGGACGAGCGCACCUGGCGCACGCUUCCCCCGGGCUCCCUGCAGACGGCCCGGCCCGGGGAGACCCAGCCAGCGCAUCGGGACGGGGAGCGUGGCGGGCCCGGGAGGGGCCUCUCUUUUGGGACUCCGGCACGGGGUCGCAGAGCCAAGGGGGCGCGGAGCACAGUUACAUCAACAUGCCUUCCUUCCCGUUGCUGGAGGCCAUCUUCAUUUUCCUGCUUUCUGGAGUACGCCCAUCUCAUCCUCUUCAGGAAGUCCACGUAAGCAGGGAGACCAUUGGGAAGAUUUCAGCCGCCAGCAAAAUGAUACGGUGCUCAGCUGCUGUGGACGUCCUAUUUCUGAUAGAUGGCUCCUACAGUGUCGGGAAGGGGAGCUUUGAAAGGUCCAAACACUUUGCCGUCACGGUCUGCGACGCUCUGGACAUCGGUCCCGAGAGGGUCAGAGUGGGAGCACUGCAGUUCGGUUCCGUCCCUCGUCUGGAAUUCCCCUUGGAUUCGUUUUCGUCCCCACGGGAAGUGAAGGCAAACAUGAAGAGCAUGGUUUUCAAAGGAGGACGCACAGAGACAGGCCUCGCUCUGAAAUACCUUCUGCGCAAAGGGUUCCCUGGGGGCAGAAAUGCCUCUGUGCCCCAGAUCCUCAUCGUUGUCACUGACGGGAGGUCCCAAGGGCACGUGGUGCCGCCAGCCAAGCAGCUCAAGGAAAGAGGUGUCACCGUAUUUGCCGUCGGGGUCCGGUUUCCCAGGUGGGAGGAGCUGCACGCACUGGCCAGCGAGCCGAGGGAGCAGCACGUGCUGAUGGCUGAGCAGGUGGAGGAUGCCACCAAUGGCCUUUUAAGCACCCUCAGCAAGUCUGACAUCUGCACCGUCGUCUCUCCAGACUGCCAGGUCCAGCCUCAUCCCUGUGAGCGCAAGACGCUGGAGACGGUCAGGGAGCUUAUGGGCAGUGCCCUGUGCUGGAGAGGAUCGCGGGGGACCGAUGCCGUGCUGGUGGCACUCUGUCCCUUCUCCAGCUGGAAGAGAGUGGUCCUAACCCACCCUGCCACCUGCUACAGGACAACCUGCCCAGGCGCCUGUGACUCGCAGCCCUGCCAGAAUGGAGGCACUUGUGUUCCAGAAGGACUGGACAGGUACCACUGCCUCUGCCCACCAGCCUUCGGAGGGGAGGCUAACUGCGCCCCGAAGCUGAGCCCGGAAUGCAGAAUCGACGUCCUCUUCCUGCUGGCCAGCUCAGCGGGCACCACCCUGGAGGGCUUCCUGCGGGCCAAGGCCUUCGUGAAGCGGUUUGUGCAGGACUCACUGGGCGAGGACUCCCGGGCCCGCGUGGGUGUGGCCCGCUACAGCGGGGAGCUGAUGGUGGCCGUGCCCGUGGGCGAGUACCAGGACGUGCCGGACCUGCUCAGGAGCCUGGAUGGCAUCCCCUUCGGCGGGGGCGCCACCCUAACGGGCGGCGCCUUGCGGCAGGCGGCUGAGCGCGGCUUCGGGAGCGCCGCCAGGACGGGCCAGGACCGUCCCCGCAGAGUGGUGGUCCUGCUCACCGAGUCACCCUCCCAGGAUGACGUGGCCGGCCCGGCGCGUCGUGCGAGGGCCCGAGAGCUGCUCCUGCUGGGAGUGGGCACCGAGGCUGUGCGGGCAGAGCUGGAGGAGAUCACAGGCAGCCCAGAGCGCGUCCUGGUCUACGCCGGCCCACAUGACCUGUUCCGCCAAACCCGUGAGCUGCAGGGGAAGCUGUGCAGCCGGCCGCCGCCAGGCUGCCAGGCACGGUCCCUGGACCUGGUCUUCGCGUUGGAUGCCUCGGCCUCCGUGGGGCCCGAGAACUUCGCCCGGAUGCAGAGUUUCGUGAGGAGUUGCGCGCUCCGGUUUGACGUGAACCCCGACGUGACGCAGGUCGGCCUGGUGGUUUACGGCGGCCAGGUCCGCGUGGCCUUCGGGCUGGACACCCACGCCACCCGCGCCGCGGUGCUGCGGGCCGUGAGCCAGGCCCCCUACCUGGGCGGGGUGGGCUCGGCGGGCACAGCCUUGCUGCACAUCCAUGACAGGGUGAUGACGGUCCAGAGGGGCGCCCGGCCUGGUGUCCCUAAGGCUGUGGUGGUGCUCACAGGCGGGCUGGGGGCGGAGGACGCUGCUGUCCCCGUCCGGAAGCUGAGGAACAAUGGCGUCUCUGUCCUGGUGGUGGGCGUGGGGCCCGUGCUGAGGGAGGCGCUGCGGAGGCUCGCGGGUCCCCGGGACUCCCUGCUCCACGUGGCAACCUACGCAGACCUGAGGCACCACCAGGACGCGCUCAUCCAGUGGAUAUGUGGAGAAGCCAAGCGGCCCGUCAACCUCUGCAAACCCAGCCCGUGCAUGCACGAGGGCACCUGCAUCCUGCAGAACGGGAGCUACCGCUGCGAGUGCCAGGACGGCUGGCAGGGCCCCCACUGUGGGAAACGGUCCUUGAGAGGAGAUGCCCCCAAGGCCCGUGGCUCCCGCCGAGACCCCUCCCAGCAACUGCCCAGGUCUGAGCACCCUGGGCGCUGAAACUGCCGUGGCAUCCGUGGAGCAUCCUGCCUCCGGCUCCGCGCAGAACCCUCCCGCCCACGUGCCUCCGCCACAAAGAGCUGUCCCGGCUGCAGACCGUGCUGCUUGGGGACACAGCGACACCUGACUCCACCACUAAUGCUGAUGUUGAAAAGUCUUCACAUGUAAGUAUUUGCUUGCUGUGCCUGGCUGUGCCCCGGUGAGCUCGUGUCGUCGGCCGCCUUUCCCCUGAGGAGAAACAAAGGAGCGUGGAGACUCCUGAUGGCCUGUUUGAAGCAACCUUGGCCCUCACGUUGGCCCUCACCAGAUGCUAAAUAGGAUGUCAUUGGGAACAGUAAUAGGAGGCGCGGACUAGAGUGGUGUUUGGACCACUGAAGCCACGGCAUUUCGAGAUGGAAAAAGUGUGGACCUUUUCACACCUCUUUUCCCAAAGAUUUCCUAGUGCGUUUGCUUUCGGUUCGACAAGGGGCUUGUGUGGCAUUUGUGACUUCUGGUUUCUGGAUCUGUGCGUGGCAAAGACCUAAAAAAGGCUCGGGACUGGAAUGUGACCACUAACCAACUUGUUUGACUAUGGGGGAGGGGCCAGGUGAAGAUGUCCCAGGUCCUGGGCUACAUUCCCUUUGGGGGGGCUUCCUCGAGAGAUUACGUAGGGGGGCUACUUGGGGGGUGUUUAUUGCUUGCUUUUUUUUCCUUAGGACAAAGAGGAUUGGAAUUCUUAAACAAAUACAGCAUAAAGAAACCUAGAGGGUGUUGGCGUUUUUUAAGCAUCGAUCUUAUGUUAUCUAAGUGGCUUUGCUUCUCGCUAAAGGAAUGUCUCAAGAUAUGAUGUUGGUUACUUAACAGGACCCGUGUGGCAAAAAGGCUUUUUAGUUGGAGUGUUUUCUGGCAAACCAGGUACUUACCCCUGCAGUGUUUAGGAAUCAGUCCUUCCCCUUGGUUGUGGUCCUUUCGCUUUGGGUUUUCAGUAGAAACCUUUGUGGAGCUGUGACCUACAUCCAGAUAUCCAGAUACUUCGUCUUUUCUUUUUAAUGUAAAUAAUGUAAAUGUUUUACAUGCAAAUAUUCAAGGCUGCUUUGACCUAAAGUACUUGAAGAGGCCACCUGAGGGUAUCCUUAGACAUUUCAAAUGAAAGGUCCAGCGUACCAAGCACCUUCAUGACAGUCAUUGUGUUCAAGGAUAUUUUCACUCCUGUUACUACUUUAGCCUGGGCAGGUGACAUCAGAGCAGGGAUGUCCACCUAGCAGGUGCUGAUGGGUGAUGUCUGAGAACUUACAUGAACCCACAGUCUUUAACAGCAAGUUUAAUCAUUUUACAGUGUAGGUUCUUUGGGUCAGGGCUGAUAUUUGGGCAUCCCAUUUGAAUUGCUUUGACUUAAAAAAAAAAAACCCACAGACUUACACAUUAAAACACUGCUAUUUUUAGAUCCCAGACCUUGAGCCUUUUUUUUUUUUCCUUUUCUAGGGAAGGUACCACUGAAUAGUUCAACCCUCUCAGCAUCCCAAUAGUGGCAGAGAGAAUUCCUAUCUUAUUGCCUAACCAGCCAAGACUUUUUCUUUCUUUUAAAAGAAACUGGCCUUUUUUAACUAGAUUUUUUUUUAAUUUAAUGUUUAUUCAUUUUGAGAGACAGACACACACACACACACACACACACAC
Molecule: messenger RNA, 4436 nt
Organism: Prionailurus viverrinus (fishing cat)
Lineage: Eukaryota; Metazoa; Chordata; Mammalia; Carnivora; Felidae
Gene: VWA2
Product: von Willebrand factor A domain containing 2
Exons: 14
Coding region: 447-2783 (778 amino acids)
Molecular function (GO): calcium ion binding
Source: RefSeq, a predicted model, not a curated record